GGGACGCUGAUUUUUAGGUUUCCAUUGCCUUUACGAGCCUGAUCCCAGUUUGAUAUAUAACAUUGAAAGAAGAAGAGGAAAAAAAGCCCGAGUAGCAAACAAAGUGCUACACGCAUGCUUCAAAACGGCCACUGCACAUACCUUCCCAUUUCCUCUCAAGGCCCCAUCUGUCCUCUCUGCGCGCUGUGUCUUCCUGCCGCUCAUGCCUGUCGCCCGUCCAAAGAAGGAGUCGAGCUCGGCCACCCCGCCUUCCGACGACGGCCUCCUCAAGGAUCCACACGCCGAAAUCAGCAAAAGCAAGAGAAAGCGGCAGUCUCAGAGCUGUGAUGCUUGCAGAGCGCGCAAGGUUCGAUGCGCUAGAGAGAACCCCGACGAUCAGAAGCAAUCAUGCAAACAUUGCAUAUCGCUCGGAAUUCCCUGUACUUACGAAUACCAGCCUAAAAAGAGAGGUCCCCCAAAUCUAUAUCUUCGCAGGCUACAUGAAGCCCAAGCAGCGGCCGCGGCGGCUGACAACCAGGUCGAUGCAGAUGGCUCCGCAUCACCGUCAUCGACGGCCAUGACUAGCCCCCAGUCACUCCUGUCCCCGUCGUUUGGUCCAAAGAGUCCCUCUUCGUUUAUGGAUUCCCCGAUACCAGCACUACCCACCGUUCCUUCUAUCCCUAUACCCCCUUCACGCUAUCCCAUCGCGGCAGAUACCUAUCAUUCCCACUAUUCCAGCUCAGUGUCAUCGUCCUACCCUGGUUCCCUCUCUGACACAUCUAAUACCCAGGACGAACCCAAGGGGUACUCUCCUCAACCCGAUUCUUUCAAUACUUAUCCUUUAUAUAAUUGGUCCUACAAACAGCACCAGGUCCUUCCGGUGCAGCCACCAGCCCAAAUACCCCCUCUCUCGUUUUAUUACCGACCGCAUAGAUUGGAGGAAAUUGCUCCAAGAGAUACAAUAUCUCUCAUUAUAGCACUCUUCUUCGAUUUCGUGUAUCCACUCACUCCUUGCGUUCACAAACCGUCCUUCAUGGCUGACCUCCAUGCCCGCCGGGAGGAGCGGGAUCCGCUCUUUUUCGCCCUUGUUAUGUCCACUGUGGCUUCAACGCUCGUUCAGGUUCCCCGUUCCUAUGUCCCAAUGGAUCGUCCGGUUGUUCGGAAGCUCGCUCAGACCUGUCACGAAGCUAGCCGGCAAGUUUCUAUAGCAUCCUACGAUCCACCAACUUCUAUGCAUGUUAUUAUUCGAUAUUUCGAUUGUGUGUAUCACUUCUGUGAGGGUCAUGACGCCACGCAGCAUGCAGCAUUUGGUGAAGCUGCGCAUAUCGCCGUUACUUUGCGUAUGCAUGAAGAAGCUUCGUAUGAAGGCCUCGACCCAAUCGAGAGCGAGAUCAGACGGAGAACUUUUUGGCUGCUUUUUGGAGCCGACAAGUCAAUGUCAGUCCUCCUUGGACGGCCCAUCUGUCUUCGUGACGAAGAUUGCACCGUUCAUUUCCCUAAGGAACUAGAUGACGAAUAUAUCACCCCCAGCGCUUACCUUCCUCAACCACAUGGCAAGACUGCCAUUGUCUCGGGUCUUAACUAUACCUCCCGCAUUUUCGCACUUCUCGGGGAGAUCUUGGUCCGUAUCCGAGUCGACAAGCGCUCUCCACCCCAAGGGCAGUUUGCUACCGCCAGGCUCGAAGAGGUUCAGUCACUUCACGGCCGUAUCCUUGCGGCGUUAAGCCACGCGCCUGAACCCUUGCGACUGAAGCAAACACAUGCCCCUUCCCACAUCCCUCCAGAAUACGGAGGUGCGGUUUUCCGACAAGCGACCUUUGCCGAGGUGAAAGAUUUCUUUGACAAUCCUCAUGCUUCGCGAGCGAAUGCAUUGAACCCAUUCUUGGUCAUGCAAGCGAACUUGUAUGUAACUCAGCAACUGGUCCGAUUUGUGAUUGAACAAUACCGUGAUGAGCUGGUCGUCUCGUUGCAAGGAAAUAUUGAUGAUCACCAAGUCGCCGAGGACCGAGAGGCUGUUGCUAGUGUACUGCUGAGCAUACUUCACAGCAUCCCGAUUCAAUCUAUCGCCACCAAUGGACCUAGUUUGGUCCAUAAGGUGCGCUUUGUCGCAUCUACGCUGCUGGAUGCAGUGAGAAAAGCUGAAAUAGCGCCGGCGUCUGCCGCCCGCGCCCACGCAUAUCUUUGGGAUUUCCUUAGCAUCUUAUCUGAGAUCGAGAGGAACUACUUACUUGACGACGACCGGGAUGGCACGUCCAGUGGCGACGGAAUGGCCAUGAUGAGCUAAAGGAACUCUGGCAGCCUUUCAGCAAAAACAAUAAUCGUAACUGUAUCUAUCGUUUCGGCUUUCCCAUUGUGGUAUACCCGCGCCCUUCGUAUAUUGCUCUAGCUGCAUAACAGCGCUUACUGUGUAUUGUUAAUUAACUCAUCCUGUCGCAUUGUUAUCGAAUAGUACUCAUCAUCUACUUGUGUGUAGCCCAGCUGACCUUACUACCCUUUAGUCGACAAAAUAAAAAGUUGGCUUGGUUACUAUGUCUGCUGCGCAUUUUUGAAUAUAGAU
Guyanagaster necrorhizus is the source of this 2536-nucleotide messenger RNA. RefSeq lists its product as uncharacterized. The record is from RefSeq and is a predicted model, not a curated record. Gene Ontology annotation, biological process: regulation of DNA-templated transcription; DNA-templated transcription. The transcript is spliced from 13 exons. Lineage: Eukaryota; Fungi; Basidiomycota; Agaricomycetes; Agaricales; Physalacriaceae. Gene Ontology annotation, molecular function: zinc ion binding; DNA binding; DNA-binding transcription factor activity, RNA polymerase II-specific. Bases 203 to 2263 code for a protein of 686 amino acids.